Messenger RNA from Adineta steineri, 1059 nucleotides. The record is from the annotation of a GenBank genome assembly. Lineage: Eukaryota; Metazoa; Rotifera; Eurotatoria; Adinetida; Adinetidae.
AUGGAUAUCUUAGGUUUAGGAUCAAAAGUUGAUGUUGAAUUUCUACUUGAUCCUCAAGGUCAACGUAAACAGAUUGAAGUUAAAAUUGAUGAAAAUAAACGAUCAUUGCAAUAUAUUUAUUAUGAUGGUGAAGAUGUGAAUGGAACAAUACAAAUUAAAUUAAAGAAAAAUAGCAAAAUAGAACAUCAAGGGAUUCGUCUGGAAUUUAUUGGACAUGUUGAAAUGCUUAAUGAUCGAAGUACAGUUCAUGAAUUUUUAAAUCUAUCAAAAUUACUUACAUUUCCUGGUGAAUUAACUGAAAGUACAUCUAUGGAUUUUGCCUUUCAAAAUGUUGAAAAACCUUACGAAUCCUAUAUUGGUAUUAAUGUUAAAUUGAGAUAUUUUCUUCGUGUAACAAUUAUAAAACGUUUUUCUAAUAAUGUCUUUGAACGUGAUAUAUGUGUUCAACAAUUAUCACAAUUUCCCGAAAUAAAUAAUAGCAUUAAAAUGGAAGUUGGUAUUGAAGAUUGUUUACAUAUUGAAUUUGAAUAUAAUAAAUCGAAAUAUCAUUUAAAAGAUGUUAUUGUUGGAAAAAUUUAUUUUCUACUUGUUCGAAUUAAAAUAAAACAUAUGGAAAUAGCCAUAUUAAAAAAAGAAAAUACUGGUAGUGGACCAAAUAUUUAUGCUGAAAGUGAAACAAUUGCAAAAUAUGAAAUUAUGGAUGGUGCACCAGUUCGAGGUGAAAGCAUUCCAAUUCGUUUAUUUUUGGCUGGUUAUGAUUUAACACCAACAAUGAGAGAUAUUCAAAAGAAAUUUUCUGUUCGAUAUUUUCUUAAUCUUGUUUUAGUUGAUGAAGAAGAACGACGUUAUUUUAAACAACAAGAAAUUGUUCUUUGGAGAAAACAAGAAAAAGAUAAAGAUAAAUCGAAACAAUCAGCUCAACAAUAUGCUCAUUAUGAACGACCUGAAGCAGCAACUAAUAAAUCCGAAGAUAAUGGAACAGGAGCAAAUUCUGGUGAAAAUUCAUCUGUUAAUGGACCUUUAUCAUCAGAAAAUAAUAGUGAUAUACCCAGUGAUUGA